CUUUUUUCAUGUGAAUGCGACACAACAGGCAUUGGGAAUAUGAGUGAGUGCAUCCCGAGAUAAUAAAUGUAUUUAAGCAAACGGGCGGGUGCCAUUAUCACCUCAGCACAAAAAAUAAUUCAAAGGCGAGAGAGAACCAAGCGAAAUCUUACAUUUCCUCUGACUCUAUUACUAUUAUUUCAUCGCAAUAGCCUUUAUAUAAUAACUUUUCAAAUUGAUAGCAGUUAAAGUAAAUUGCAAAAUUACAAUAAAAAGUUCUGCGUUCGUACAAAACAUUUCAUUUUAAUCAACAUUUGUCUUUUAUACGAAUUUUAAAUUUAUAAUUAUCAAACGCAAGCAAUGUCCUGGAUUGACAAGCUCAACUCGCGCGUCGCCCAGACAUUAAUAGGACGUUGGUUCCGACUGGAAGGCUCAGGGGCCAAGAUCGAGCGACCCGGAUCCAAAUUCAGCGUUGAGUUGCGUGCCGGCCUAACAACCUUUAUCUCCAUGUCCUACAUCAUCAGCGUCAACGCGCUAAUUAUCACAGACUCCGGCGGCACCUCAUACUCCAGCUGCCUGCAGGAUAUCAAGUUGGAUAUCAUCACAGCCACAUGCGCCAUCUCCUGCCUGGCCUGUAUAUUCAUGGGUGUCUUUGCAAACUUGCCGAUUGCGCUGGCGCCUGGAAUGGGGCUGAACGCGUAUUUUGCUUAUACAGUGGUUGGAUUCCAUGGCUCCGGUAAGGUGUCAUAUCGGAAUGCAUUGUCGGCAGUGUUUAUUGAGGGAAUUAUCUUUUUUGUUCUUUCAGUUAUCGGCCUAAGACAAUGCUUCGGGAUCGGCAUCUACCUGGCGUUCAUCGGCCUGCAGUCGUCGGCAGGAAUCGGUCUGAUUACGUCAAACUCUUCGACCUUGGUUGAGCUCGGAGGGUGCCCGGCAGAGUUCCGCAAUAAGGAUAAUGUAUGCUUGAGCCAUCAUAUGGAGGGAGGCACGAUGUGGCUGGGCGCCAUGGGCCUGCUUCUUAUGGUCACAAUGCUCUUGUAUCGGAUCAAGGGCGCUAUCCUCUUUGGCAUUGUCCUGAUUGCCGCCAUCUCAUGGCCGCGAGGCACCGCAGUAACCGCGCCGGGCGACAAUGCGUUUGAUUUCUUCAAGAAGGUCGUCACGUUCCACCCGAUCAAACGAACUUUGGCCGAGUUCCACUGGGACCUAACCUCUGGUGAUGUUUGGAUUGCCCUUGUGACAUUCCUUUAUGUGGAUAUUCUGGACUGCACGGGGACUAUGUUUUCAAUGGCCAAGUUUGGCGGGUACAUGGAUCCUAAGACGCAGGAUUUCGAGGGAUCCAGUAUGGCGUUCCUUACAGACUCUGUGUCGAUCAUUAUUGGCUCCAUCUUUGGCUCUUCACCUGUCACGGCUUUCAUCGAGUCUGGUGCCGGUAUCUCCGAGGGAGGACGCACAGGAAUCACAACAAUAGUCGUAGGCAUAAUGUUCUUCAUUGCGAUAUUCUUCGCGCCCAUCUUUGCUUCCUUCCCGCCCUGGGCGACAGGCCCGGCGCUGAUAACGGUUGGCAGCAUGAUGAUGACAAAUUACAUUGGCGAUUCUGUGCCGGCGUUCCUCACAAUAAUUCUGAUCCCCUUUGGGUACUCGAUUGGGUAUGGAUUGAUCGCAGGCAUUGGGUCGUUUGUUUUUAUUAAUUCCUUGGUGUUCCUUCUUCACAAGGCUUCUGCAGGUCGGAUCACGCCGCCUAACUUUGAUGAGCGGGAUGAUGGGGGUGGGUUUAAGAGUAAUGUUCCCAGGUGGAUCUUGCGUCUGUUUGGCAAAAAGCCAGAGUCGAUUCGUGUAUGUGGCGGAUUUGACGAUAUUGAGGUGGGCACUACUAGACCGGAUGGUGAUGAUCGGAAACUGGCUGCCGACGAGUUCGGGUCAGACGAUAUGAAGGAGUUUUCGGAAGUGAGAUGAUUUUUUUAAUAAUAUUGAAAUGUAUAUUUGCUGAUUAAUUGAUUUGAUCGG
Messenger RNA from Kickxella alabastrina, 1980 nucleotides. Its product is annotated as permease family-domain-containing protein. Gene Ontology annotation, molecular function: purine nucleobase transmembrane transporter activity. NCBI's taxonomy places the organism in Eukaryota, Fungi, Kickxellomycota, Kickxellomycetes, Kickxellales, Kickxellaceae. The transcript is spliced from 6 exons. Gene Ontology annotation, biological process: transmembrane transport. Bases 340 to 1929 code for a protein of 529 amino acids. The record is from RefSeq and is a predicted model, not a curated record. Gene Ontology annotation, cellular component: plasma membrane.